This is a messenger RNA of Pyricularia oryzae 70-15, 1346 nucleotides long. RefSeq lists its product as uncharacterized. The record is from RefSeq and is a predicted model, not a curated record. Bases 183 to 1046 code for a protein of 287 amino acids. The transcript is spliced from 3 exons. Lineage: Eukaryota; Fungi; Ascomycota; Sordariomycetes; Magnaporthales; Pyriculariaceae.
CUCUUUCAUGCUUCAUCAUCUGCACGCACCUAGACCAUUUUCACUUCUUUGGCCGGCCAUUUCUCAUCAUUUCGGCAGGACCGACCUUCGUUUGAACACUGUAUCUUCUUUCUUUUUCCCUCUUUGAUAUAAAAGGAAAUAUCAUCACAUCCCACAUAUACUACCAACACAGCUCUACCAAGAUGCGUCCCUCGUCAAUCUUCUUCCUUGCUGCCCAGCUCUCGGCCGUCUGGGCUCUGCCCACUGCCCCGGCCCCGGCAACCAGCUCAGUCGACGCCGGUGCGGCCAAGCCCGGCGCAGCCAAGGCUGGUGCGGCCAAAGCUGGAGAAAAGGCCUCUGGCGCCGCCGAAGGUGCAAAGGAGGCAGGUGGCGCAAAGAAGGAGGGGGAGGAGAAGAAGGAUGAACGGGACAUUGCUGGCCAGUUUGGCGUCGCGGUGGCGCUGGAAGCCGGCGCGACCAAGCAGGACGUCAAGUUCCCACCCGGGAAAAACGGCGUGUUCGAGGUCGAGUUCCAAAACACCGCAGCGGGCCGCACCCUCAUGGUGACGGAGAACAAGACCCCGCCGCCCCCUCCGGCCGGCUUCGUCGCCCUCGAGCCGUCGUCGUACAAGGUGUCGCUCGCCGAGGGUGCCGACAACAUCACGCUGCAGCAGAUUGACUACAUUCUGAACGCCGACAACAAGCUCGACAUUCGCCAAGGCAAGAUCGGCAGGCUCUGCACCGAGGUCAACGCCUUCGUCAUCGACAAGAACGUCGGCGAGCUCGAGUUCGAGGAGGAGGAGAACGAGCUCAAGAUGGUGGUCAAGAACAUGAACGCCGAGUGGGGCAUCUUCCUUCCCCAGGCUGCCGGUGCUGCUCCCGUGGCCAAGCCUGCUGCUGGCGCCGGUGCCGAAGCAGGAGCUGGCAAGGGGGCUGGCAAGGAGGCUGGCAAGGAGGCUGGCAAGGAGGCUGGAGCCGGAGCUGGUGCCGGUGCCGGUGCCGGUGCCGGUGCUGGUUCAGGAACGUCAAUGGCCGACCUUCUCCGCCAGCUCCUGGGCCUGGCCUAAACCGUUCCGUUCAUCGAUCUGCUCUCAACUGAGCUAUUUCCCACAAGCUCGAAUGCUCCGCGAUACAACAUCAUCAGACCUUGUUCUCUAUAUUCUUUUCUUCGCUUCUCGCUUUCCCCCUUUUGGCCCCCAAGCGCUGAAGCCUUGGCAAACACGGCCUGGUGACAAGGCUGUUUAUUCUUUUUUUUCACUUUUUUUGACAUUCGGAGCACGGCAGAUUGUGUGGAUUGUAUAUAGAAGGCGUUUAUUACAUUGAUAUAUCCUAGAGAUAAAAGUAAAAAAGAUGCCGCGUUUGGACCC